This is a messenger RNA of Rubroshorea leprosula, 1065 nucleotides long. Lineage: Eukaryota; Viridiplantae; Streptophyta; Magnoliopsida; Malvales; Dipterocarpaceae. The record is from the annotation of a GenBank genome assembly.
AACAUAAAUAAAAUAAUUAAACCAACAUAAAAAAAAAUUUAGUAUUUUGAAAAUAAAGAAAAUCAAUACCAAGAAGGGCAAGGCUACAAUAGAACCACAUAUGGCUUCGGCAAUCUAGAUAGCAGAAAGCAGAUGGCUUUGACAGUUUUGCAAUAGCAAGUAGAUGGCUUCGAUAGUUUGGCAGCAGCAGGCAGAUGGCUUCGACAGCAACAGACCAGUAGUGCAGUGGAGGGAAUGGGAUUUGAGAUGGUUCGAUGGAUGCAAAGGAGAAAACAAGGGGCGGCAAAAGGUGAGCACUGGGAAGGGCAAGGGUAGAAUCGUAGAAGGGUGGCAAUGGAAUGGAAGGCAUUCAAAUGGUAGAGUCGCAUAAUAGGAGAGGGCAAGUCGGGGAAGGUGAAAAUGAAAAUUGAGAAAUGAAUUAGGGUUAGGAUUAAAUAUAUGUAGGGGAAUGGAUUGGGUUGGGUAAAAUUGAAUUAAGUUUAAUUUUGAUUGAAUUGGAUUUGAACUUGAGUUUGGGUUUGGGUUUGAGUUUGAAAAGUGAAUUAAAUUUAAAAUAAAAUUAAUUUAUAUUUGUUUUAAUUUUUGUGGGGCCGGGGAAAAUUCCUCACGAAAUUUUGCAAGAGGAAAAUGCUCCCUAUCCUUGUUUCGUGGGGAGGAAUAUUCUUCCUCGUCCCAUUCUCGUGAUGGGAUCCCCAUAGGGUCCCACGGGGAUCAAGGGAAAUUGCCAUCCUUAAGUUAGACCGCUAGUUACCUAUAUUUUUGGACAUAAAUAUUGAAAGAUAGAUCAUUGGAGAUUAGAUCCCCUAGGAGAUUGACCUUAUUGAUAAAUUUUAUUUUGAGAUUGUAGAUCUUAAUUUAGUGGAUUGAUAGUUAUGAAUUAUACAUUAUGAAUUUAGUAGGUUUCGAGCUUAGUACAUUCGUGGGAUCCUCUCUCAAGUGUAUAACAUUUGUUUUGCUCCCAGUUUUGAGGUGUGACAAUUGUAAUUUGAUCUUUCUCAUUAUUUUCUAGUAUGUUAAUUUAACAUUGUUGUGUACUCGAGAAUUUAAAAAAGUAUAUAUUACAGU